Molecule: messenger RNA, 390 nt
Organism: Aureobasidium musti
Lineage: Eukaryota; Fungi; Ascomycota; Dothideomycetes; Dothideales; Saccotheciaceae
Source: the annotation of a GenBank genome assembly
AUGGCCGACGAAACCUUCUACCGUGACCAGAUCCUCUGUACGUACACCUGUCCUGUCUACCACCACCAUGUGCUGAUCUCCAUACAGNCCAACGCCGCUGUGCUCUUCCCCGACACCUUCCGCAUUGUCCUGCGCGCCAAGAAGAACGAGGGCAGACAGACUUACGAAGCCGUUCUCGUCGACGGUUCAUCCCACAAAAUCCUGCUUGCCGGCGGCCCCGGUCUUCACUCUAUCCAGGAAGCCCUGUUCAACCUGCUCAUCGCAACUAGCAACCAGAUGACAGACUACCUGCAGAGCUUGGCUGAUAAGGAGGCUCAUGGANAAGAGCACCACGAAACUACCGCCAGUAACCAUGGCGUUACCGGUACUCCUGGUCACCCUACACGAUAG